AUGGAUGUCUGGCAAGUGACCCGUGACCACGUCGAUGUGUAUUUUCCCACUUCUACGACACCUAUUCCCUCUUUUCUGUCGCCUUUUGUUCUCUCAGAGACAAAUAUAUCGCAUGUUUCAUUUUCACAGACUCAUGCAACCUCCCCUGGCUCUAAAAGCACAAAUUGGGGUCUUCAUUCCCUCGAAAAUUCUUCGUAUCAUGACGAUUACCACUUGGUAGAUGAAAUCGAUGAUUUCUUAUACAACAUCACUAUCACAUACCCCGACCUUGCUACACUCAUCCCUGUCGGUCAUACAUUUGAACAGCGUGAGAUGUAUGCGCUCAAACUUUCACGAUUCAAACCAAGUAAUUGUGAUGCGUGUGAAGAAGACUCGAAUAAUGCCUCGGAAUUCUGUCAGUGUGGCAAGCAGUCCUCAAAGCCGGGAAUCUUCAUUAUUGGUGCACAGCAUGGUCGAGAAUGGAUAGCUACGGCAACUUCAUUGUAUCUUGCUCACGCUCUAGUUGCGAAUUACUCUGAACCGCGGUCCAUUUCUCACCUCCUCGAUACCUACGAUUUUUAUAUCAUCCCCUCCCCUAAUCCUGAUGGUUACCAUUUUACGUGGCAUGGGGACCGAUUUUGGUACAAAAAUCGUAUGGCGAAUGCCCCUGGCUCGAACUGUGUAGGUGUAGACAUGAACCGUAACUGGGGUUAUAAAUGGCGGCCAUUUGCGGUCAGCCAAUCAAUCACAAAAAAGAAGAAACAUAUUGAUCCAUGUUCCCAUUGGUAUCCUGGCAGUCGUCCCUUUGAAGCACCAGAAGUGAACAACAUUGCCAACUUCGUCACCACAUUGCCUAAUUUGCAUGCAUUCAUUGACUUACGGAGUUAUGGUCAAAUGUUAUCAACUCCCUUCUCAUAUUCAUGCAAAAAGUGGCCUAAAGAUGCAGAAGACCAGCUUGAGGCUGCUGUGGGAGCUACCCAUGCAUUAAGAAAGCUAUAUGGGACGACGUUUCAAACUGGGCCCCUCUGUGGCACAUUGUACCGUGCUCACGGUAAUAUCGUGGACUGGAUGUACCGUAAAGUUGACGUAAAAUACUCGUUCGCAGUUCAUCUCAGAGAUACAGGCACUUACGGCUUUGACCUACCUUCCAAGUGGAUCAGGCCAGUUGGUGAAGAAACAGCAGAUAUGCUUUCAUAUCUAGCUGCAUUUAUAGCGAAGAAUGAACGUGAGUGUUCCUUGUUUGUUUUAUUUGACUUCGUGUUCAGUGUUUCAUUUGUAUAG
Molecule: messenger RNA, 1260 nt
Organism: Serpula lacrymans var. lacrymans S7.9
Lineage: Eukaryota; Fungi; Basidiomycota; Agaricomycetes; Boletales; Serpulaceae
Exons: 9
Coding region: 1-1260 (419 amino acids)
Biological process (GO): proteolysis
Molecular function (GO): metallocarboxypeptidase activity; zinc ion binding
Source: RefSeq, a predicted model, not a curated record